AUGGCGCAGAACGGACAGGAAAGCACCGUUACUUACGAGGAGCUUUUGGACCUCGAACGCGAGUUUGAAGAUGCCGAUGCCGAAAUCAUCCGCCACCAAAUCAAGACCACGGCGCCCCUCUUCGAGAAGCGGGCGGCCCUCGUCGCCAAGAUUCCCAACUUCUGGCCCCUCGUCAUCGAGCAGGCCCCGCCCGGCGUCGACGAGCACAUCCAGCCCUCGGACGCGGGGCUCCUCCUCAUGGCGCUGACGGACCUCGAGGUCACGCACUUUGAGCUCGACGACCCCGAGGGCGACCCGCGGUCCAUCUCCAUCAAGUGGACGUUUGGCGACAACGACUACUUCGAGGACAAGGUGCUCGAGAAGAAAUUCUGGUACCGCCGCGCCGACAAGGGCGACUGGGCGGGCCUGGUGAGCGAGCCCGUCGACAUCAAGUGGAAGGCGGGCCAGGACCUCACCCAGGGUCUGCUGGCCCAGGCCGCCAAGGUGUUCCGCGAGGAGCAGCGCCUCGCCCGGGAGGGUAAAAGUGACGGGCUGGACCGCGGACCGCAAGGCGCUCAAGGAAAGUUUGAGAGCAUCGGCCUCGGCGGCAUCAGCUUCUUUGCCUGGUUCGGCUACGUCGGUCGUCGCGUCACGGCCGAGGAGAGCAAGCAGGCCCUCAAGGACGAGCAGGAGAUUAAGAAGCUUCGCCAGGAGGGCAAGGAGCCUCCCGAGGAAGAGCCCGAGGAGGGCGAGGACGAGGACGACGAGAUGGCUAUUGAGGAGGAUUUGGAGAUUUUCCCCGAGGGUGAUGAUCUCGCCGUGUCCAUCUCGGAGGAGCUGUGGCCCGAUGCCAUCAAGUACUUUACCAAUGCUCAGGAAGAGGAUGGCCUCAGCGAUAUCAACUUUGAGUCGGAUGACGAAGACGAUGAGGAUGACGAAGAAGCUGCGGGAUCACCACCCCCAACAAGAAGAGGAAGAAGGCGUGAACAAAUUGAUCGACUUCGUUGUACAUGGUGA
This is a messenger RNA of Parascedosporium putredinis, 996 nucleotides long. The record is from the annotation of a GenBank genome assembly. Lineage: Eukaryota; Fungi; Ascomycota; Sordariomycetes; Microascales; Microascaceae.